GGUGGAUUUUGCCAACAGUCAUCACUUGACAGAAAGAACUUCUCGAAAUCUUUCGUUUUGAAAUAACUUCAAUUUUUGGCAGAAAAGUCUUUGACAAUCACUCGAAAACUCGAUCCUCAAAGACUAAUUAACAUGUCAAUCCUACCUUCAUCUGCCCAAAAAAAAAGUGCUCUUGAUGUUAGUUCCGUUCGGUGCCAAAAGUGCCUAGAAAUGGGCCACUGGACUUAUGAAUGUAAAGGAAAAAGAAAGCAUGUAGACAGACCAACUCGGACUGACCAACUGAAGAAAACGUUGAAGCAGAUAGAAACAGGAACAUUUGAGGAUAAAAAUGAAAUCACCAAGAAAACAAAAACAAGUAAAGAGAAAAAGCAAAGACGAAACUCAUCCAGUUCAUCUGACUCCUCAACAGAAGAUAGCGAAGAAUCAAGCAGUGAUUCAGGUAGCGAUGAUUCAGAUAGCAGCAGCACUGGAAGUGAGAGCACAAGCACUGAAUCGUCCUCAAGUAGUUCUGACUCCACGUCGUCAGAGGCAGAAGACGAUAAAAAAGAAAAAAACAGGAAAAAAGUUCGGAAGCAUUAGCUUCAUUCGCCUUUUCCAAUUUUGUGUGGUCAUUCUAACUUUUAAUUAGUCCGAUGUAAUUCUGGCGCAGUUGCUGAGAUCUGUACGAAACUUCAAUUUUCAAUUCUAGGUUAAUGACCGAGGAAAAAUGGCCAAUUUAAUUUUUACAAUAAGCAAUGAGUGAAAAUGAUUGCUCUGUGAUGACGGGUAAUACAUGAAAAUUUGUCCCCAUAA
Messenger RNA from Daphnia carinata, 792 nucleotides. RefSeq names its product zinc finger CCHC domain-containing protein 10-like. Gene Ontology annotation, molecular function: nucleic acid binding; zinc ion binding. The transcript has 4 exons. The coding region runs from base 133 to 579 and encodes 148 amino acids. The record is from RefSeq and is a predicted model, not a curated record. NCBI's taxonomy places the organism in Eukaryota, Metazoa, Arthropoda, Branchiopoda, Diplostraca, Daphniidae.